AUGGAAGCUGUAAAAGUACGAAUUCAAACAAUGCCUGGUUGGGCGAACACCCUGCGAGAAGGUGUACCAAAAAUGUACAAAAACGAAGGUCUUGUUGGAUUCUACAAAGGUCUCCCUCCCCUCUGGGGUCGUCAAAUCCCCUAUACAAUGAUGAAGUUCGCUUGUUUUGAGCGCACAGUGGAAGCAUUGUAUAAACAUGUUGUACCUAAACCACGUGAACAGUGUACGAAAGGUGAACAGUUGGUUGUAACAUUCGCUGCGGGUUACAUCGCUGGUGUAUUUUGCGCUAUCGUAUCUCAUCCCCCUGACACUAUUGUAUCGAAGCUGAACAAAGAUCCCAAUGCACGCCUGGUGGAAGUUGCUAAAAACUUGGGUCUUCUUGGCAUGUGGAGCGGACUUGGACCUCGAAUUAUCAUGAUCGGAACUCUAACAGCCUUACAAUGGUUCAUCUACGACGGGUUCAAAGUAGCUAUGCAGUUACCACGCCCUCCUCCACCAUCUAUGCUAGAGUCUUUGAAGAAAAAACUGGAAAGUCAGAUGCAUUAA
Molecule: messenger RNA, 546 nt
Organism: Trichobilharzia regenti
Lineage: Eukaryota; Metazoa; Platyhelminthes; Trematoda; Strigeidida; Schistosomatidae
Source: the annotation of a GenBank genome assembly